This is a messenger RNA of Hyposmocoma kahamanoa, 817 nucleotides long. RefSeq lists its product as uncharacterized. The transcript is spliced from 2 exons. NCBI's taxonomy places the organism in Eukaryota, Metazoa, Arthropoda, Insecta, Lepidoptera, Cosmopterigidae. Bases 34 to 402 code for a protein of 122 amino acids. The record is from RefSeq and is a predicted model, not a curated record.
CCGUCAAAGUGUCCUCGCUGAUGAUGCAGUGGAAUGAACCGGGAGUUCGUGUUCAACCUUAAUGACGACAGGCCGAGCGCAUGGUCCCGCGCGGGAACCACAUUGAACAAAUGGCUGUGGGGGGCUUUCUGCUGCGGUGUUCCCGGAGUGCCUUGUUACUUUUGCAACUGCUGUCUGCGACGGGAUCAUACUGGGGAUAGGGAACGGCCGUGUGUGAACCAAUCCACUGCCACAGCAGAGCGACUCGUGCGCCCCCACCGCCCCCACGCUCCUGGAGGGCGCAAGUCCAAUCCGGAAGUGAUGUCAGCGGUGCGUUGCGCGCUCUCCCAGCUGCAAGGCGAGCCGGCACCGCCACGGGCCCCAGUGCUCGUCCCUGUGGGACUCACGCCUGAACCAGGGUAGACUAUUUGAAGCCUCUUUUAUGUCCUUAAAAAUCAUUGGGAACUCCUUUAGUAAGAUCUAUCUUUAUAAAUGGGGCCCAAAGAACAGUGUGUCAAAUCCUUGCAAUGCAAUGAUUACUUAAUUGACAAUCAUGAGUGACUGUAGCCUACACUGUUUACAAGGUUAUUCCAUGGUGCAUGUCACCCGUUCCGAUGGUUAAGCUGAUGAUUAGGCCACCUUGGGAUUGUAAUGUAUGAGUUUUUUAUGAAUCUGCAAAGCGGUUUGUGAUAGUGACGCAAAGCUGCAGUUUUGUAUACGAUUUUUUUUAAAUAUUCAAGUAGCGGGACGAACAAGUGGUGCACUUGGUGGUAAGCGACACGCCUACCCCUAACAGUUGCAGUGCCACUGUGCUUUAAAUCCAAAAGAUUUUCCUUUU